Messenger RNA from Aplosporella prunicola CBS 121167, 1209 nucleotides. RefSeq lists its product as uncharacterized. The record is from RefSeq and is a predicted model, not a curated record. NCBI's taxonomy places the organism in Eukaryota, Fungi, Ascomycota, Dothideomycetes, Botryosphaeriales, Aplosporellaceae. Bases 1 to 1209 code for a protein of 402 amino acids. The transcript has a single exon.
AUGCGACGCGCUCCGCUUGCGGCCGCCGCAGCAACUACUUCUGCUUCUGCUUCUUCUGCCAUCAGCAUCACGCGCCUCCGCCUCCCACGCAGUGGUAUCUCUUUCCUCGCCUCCUCUUCCUGCGUUCUGCGGCGGAGCCUUCACAUCUACUUCCAGCAGCGGCACCAGCGCGGCAUAUUCACCAACGCCCUCAACCCCAACCUCAACCACCACAACCACCACCACCAAAACAAACGCGCCAUGUCCACAACAAACAACAGCAGCCAAGCCCAUCCAGGCCCCACGCCCGAAGCCCUCCCCGCCCUCCUCGCCAAACUGCAGUCGCGCCUCCCCAGCUCCCUCCCCCGCAGCGCGCACUACCUCGUCCCCGCCGCGACGCUGCUAGCGCUACGGCAGCCCGCGCUUGUGGGCGGCGUAUUCAGCGCCUUUGCCGGGCAGCAGCAGGGCACAUCAGGCACGGACAGCAGCUCAAGCACGACGACAACAAGCGGCCUCACCUCGCUCGCCAUAGAGCCCACGACGCUAUCGCUCCACCUCCGCGACCUGCUGCUGAAAGCCUGGACGCUAACGGGGAUCCCGCUCGUGAUCGGCGCGGCCGCCUCCCUCGCCGUAGCAGAGACAGCCAGCGGACACGCCUUCCCGGCCGCGCAUGCGCAGCUAUCGGCACGGUACGGCGGGCCCCCACCCUCAUCCUCACCCUCAGCCAGCAACCCCAGCCAGGCCCAAAACCCCUCCACCCAACCCCAACCCCCCACACCCCUCCCACUCGACCUCGCCCCCCACGCCCCGAUCCCCGCCCGCGGCGCCACGCACCUGCAAAACCUGUACCGCGCGCAACUGGGCCCCAUCCUGUCCACCCUCGGCGCCGCAGCCGCAGACAUCACGUGGCUGGAAGAAGCCGUCAUCUACGGGCUCUUCCUCAGCGACGACGCCGUGCUAAGUCGGGUCGAAACCUCGCUCGUCGUGCUCUGCGCCAUCAUGGGCCAGGACCUCAAGGCCCCCGCCCUGUGGCAUGUGCGUGGCCUGAGGCGCUUGGGCGUGAGUAAGGACGACGUCGAGGCUUUGGUACGUUGUGUUGAGGAGGUGGCGGUUUGGGUGGAUGGGGGGGGGGGGGGGUGGGUGGGUUGGGUGGGGGAGGUUGAGGGCGAUUUGGUUGGGGAUGAGGCUUGGGAGGCUGAGGGAAGGGGUGAGGGUGGGCAGAAGGCAUGA